This is a messenger RNA of Peromyscus leucopus (white-footed mouse), 3811 nucleotides long. It is a transcript of the gene Hif3a, whose product is annotated as hypoxia inducible factor 3 subunit alpha. Lineage: Eukaryota; Metazoa; Chordata; Mammalia; Rodentia; Cricetidae. Bases 360 to 2348 code for a protein of 662 amino acids. The transcript is spliced from 15 exons. The record is from RefSeq and is a predicted model, not a curated record. Gene Ontology annotation, molecular function: RNA polymerase II transcription regulatory region sequence-specific DNA binding; DNA-binding transcription factor activity, RNA polymerase II-specific; protein dimerization activity. Gene Ontology annotation, biological process: cellular response to hypoxia; regulation of transcription by RNA polymerase II.
AGAGGUGCUGGGCAGAAUGCAGGGGUUGGUUUGCUGUGUCACCCUUAGUGGGGCCCGGCCCCUCUGAAGGCCCCUUUGGUGUGUCGUUAAGACUUUGAUAUCUCUGUGAGAUUCAGCUUGGCUUAGGAGGGGACACCCGGGAGGGAAAGGAGCCUGGGAGGCUUAGGGCUCUUCCCACUCCAUCUCUCCUUUGGACUCAGGCCAGCUCUACCACCCCCUCCCACCGGGAGGCCUCCCUGUCCCCCAGGCGGCGUCUCUCGUAGGGAAAUGAGCUGCAGAUAAGUCCUGGAGAGGACAGAAGGCCUUAGGCACAUAUCCUGGGGGAGAAGCCUGGAGCAAGGCCCUGCAGGGAGGGCCACAUGGGCUGGGACCAACACAGGUCGAGCACGGAGCUGCGGAAGGAGAAGUCGCGGGAUGCGGCGCGCAGCCGGCGCAGCCAGGAGACCGAGGUGCUGUACCAGCUGGCACACACGCUGCCCUUCGCGCGCGGGGUCAGCGCGCAUCUGGACAAGGCCUCCAUCAUGCGCCUCACCAUCAGCUACCUGCGCAUGCACCGCCUCUGCGCCGCAGGGGAGUGGAACCAGGUGGGAAAAGGGGGAGAGCCACUGGACGCCUGCUACCUGAAGGCCCUCGAGGGGUUCGUCAUGGUGCUCACCGCCGAAGGAGACAUGGUUUACCUGUCGGAAAAUGUCAGCAAGCACCUGGGCCUCAGUCAGCUGGAGCUCAUCGGACACAGUAUCUUUGACUUCAUCCAUCCCUGCGACCAAGAGGAACUCCAGGAUGCCCUGACCCCCAGGCCAAGCCUGUCCAAGAAGAAGCUGGAAGCCCCCACAGAACGCCACUUUUCCCUGCGCAUGAAGAGCACACUCACCAGCAGAGGGCGCACGCUCAACCUCAAAGCUGCCACCUGGAAGGUGCUGCACUGCUCAGGACACAUGAGGGCCUACAAGCCCCCUGCACAGACGUCCCCCGCCGGGAGCCCUCGCUCCGAGCCUCCCCUGCAAUGCCUGGUGCUUAUCUGUGAAGCCAUCCCCCACCCAGCCAGUCUGGAGCCCCCUCUGGGCCGGGGGGCCUUUCUCAGCCGCCACAGCCUGGACAUGAAGUUCACGUACUGUGACGAGAGGAUCGCAGAAGUCGCUGGCUACAGCCCUGACGACCUGAUUGGCUGUUCUGCCUACGAAUACAUCCACGCACUGGACUCCGAUGCAGUCAGCAGGAGCAUCCACACUUUGCUGAGCAAGGGCCAGGCAGUAACGGGGCAGUAUCGCUUCCUGGCCCGGACCGGAGGCUACCUGUGGACUCAGACUCAGGCUACAGUGGUGUCAGGGGGACGGGGCCCCCAGUCAGAAAGUAUCAUCUGUGUCCACUUCCUGAUCAGCCGGGUAGAAGAGACAGGCGUGGUGCUGUCCCUGGAACAAACAGAGCAACACACUCGCAGACCCCCUCAGCGGGGUACCUCCUCUCAGAAGGGCAUCCCUGGCAACGGUCUAGACUCACAUGCUCCCCGGAUCCUGGCCUUCCUGCACCCUCCGGCCCUGAGUGAGGCCUCCCUGGCUGCUGACCCUCGCCGUUUCUGUAGCCCAGACCUGCGCCGCCUCAUGGCACCCAUCCUGGAUGGGCCUCCCAUAGCCGCCACCGCCAGCACCCCACAGGCUACACGGAGACCCCAAAGUCCUCUUCCGGCUGAUCUCCCAGACCAGGUGCUUGGUAGCUCAGAGAAUGCAUGCAGACUCUCCACUGCCCGGAAAAACAAGACUGUGGAGACAGAUCUAGAUAAAGCUCAGGACCCUGACACUCUGGACUUGGAGAUGCUGGCUCCCUACAUCUCCAUGGAUGAUGACUUCCAGCUCAACUCCUGCGAGCAAUUGCCCAGAACCCACCGCAGACCUCCGAGGGUGGCCCGCAGACCCCGGGCUCGGAGCUUCCAUGGCCUGUCGCCCCCCAUCCCUGAGCCCUCCCUGCUGCCCCGCUGGGGGAGUGAUCCACGACUGAACUGUUCCAGCCCCUCCAAGAGGAAUCCUCCCACAGCCUCCCUAAUGCCUGGAACUCGGAAGAGGGCCCUGGCCCAGAGCUCAGAGGACAAAGGGGUGGAGCUGCUGGAAACAAAGCCCGCCAAGCGGUCCCCCAGCCUAGAACCUGGAAGCUUCCUGCUGCCUCCCCUCAGCCUGAGUUUCCUUCUGCAAGGUCGACAAUUCCCAGGGAACCAGCCAGAUCCCCGAACCCCACUCUUGGAUUCCCGUGAGCCCUUGGGCCUAGCUCCCUCGCUGCUCUCUGUCUACCACCAUGAGGAAACUAUCCAGCCCAGGAACCACGUCCCACCAGCAGCAGGACUGGCCCAGGCCCGCUGAGUCAGCCCUCCUCCCAGUCCCUUGCUUCUACCCCAGAAAGGACUCAUCCACACUCCACACCGGCAGCCCACACCCAGGAUGGGGCCUCUCUCCUCUGAGUGCCCUCCACAGCCCCCAGCCAGCCUCAGUCCUACCUCAGCCCCCCAGCCCUCUGCCUUCACCCAUUCAGGGGCUUCUUGGAGUGUUCGCAGCUCAGUUACCUCUGGGAGGGGGUGUGUGACACCCCCCCUCCAUCUCCUCUCAGGACUUCCCUUGGGGUUCUCCAUAGCUGGUUAUCUCACUAUCUCUUUCUCUGACUCUCUUUGCUUUAUUUGGAAGAAUGAAGGGUUCUGAGAGUCAGGGGUCUAUCUCUGAUCCUGGCCCCGUGGAGUUUGGACAACCAUAAUCACAUUUUUGUUUGUUUGUUUGUUUUUGUGUUUUGGUUUGGUUUUCCGUCACCCUUCUAUCAGCUUUGCUUUGUCCUUUUCACAAUAAUGCAUUCAGGUACUCUGCAUUGCACAGAUCCCACAGCAAUGCGGGACUCUGAUCUUCCCCCUCCUCGGUGGCAAAGGUGGGGAGACUCUGGGUCAGACCUCACCCCCAGUGACUUGUGGAGUCUCAGCCCCCCAAACUGCCACCCAGCUCCGCCUGCCCUUUCUGCUCCUGACUUCCUGCUGGCACCAGUCUCGCCUGAAUAAUGACUUCGUUUGUGAUCUUCCCAUUUUAGGGGUAGCCAGCAACUUCUUCCACUCAGCAGAGCCAUAAUCCCCGACCUUCCCUGAUCUAGAAUACUUGAUUCCUGCCUUCACUGUUUGUAGACUGUACAACCCCCUCUGGCCUUCCCUGGUGUUAGGCUUUACCACUUUCCAUCUCCCCUGGUUCUAGACAGCAAGACUCAGGGCCAUCCUUGUAUCUAGACCAUGCAGCCCCUGGUCUUAGUUGGUUCUAGAAUGUAUGCCCUUGGGCCUUCCCUGGUUCUAGAGGCCUAGGGGCUCUCUGGUUCUAGAGUUACUUCCAGGUUCUAAAAUGUACAACCCCACGGUUUUUCCCUGGCUCUUGGAUUCCAUACCCCUCAUCCUUUUCUGUUUCUAGACUGUGAGGCCUGUGGCCUUCCUUGGCUCUAGACUAUCCUACCAAUGGUCUCCUCUGGUUCUAGGCUUAUGACCUCUGGCCUUCCCUUGUUCUAGACACUGUAGCCUCUGGCCACCAUGGUUCUAAACUGUGUUAUUUCUGCCGUCUUCCAUACUAGACUAUGCAACCUCUGAUCUUCUCUCUUUCUAGUCUGUACAUUUUCUGGUCUUUUACCUGAUUCAAGACUGUACACUUUAUGACCAUACUGCUGUUCUAGACCAUGCCACUUUUCUGGCCUUUUCUCUGAUUCUAGAUUGUAGGCCCUCUGAUCUUCCAUAGUUCCAGAGCAGUGGUUCUCAACCUUCCUAAUGCUGCAGCCCUUUAACACAGUUCCUCACAUUGUGGUGACCCCC